Durio zibethinus is the source of this 750-nucleotide messenger RNA. The record is from RefSeq and is a predicted model, not a curated record. NCBI's taxonomy places the organism in Eukaryota, Viridiplantae, Streptophyta, Magnoliopsida, Malvales, Malvaceae.
AUGGUUUCUCUGAGAUUUUCCUAUAAUCUGCUUAACCUGUUAUUGAAAUUUGGCUAUGGCCAACCAAUGUCUCUAUUUCCAGUUGACUAUGGUUUGCAGACAACUUGCCAGGGUUCUUCCUCUAAUGCCCAAUUGGAUUUAACCCAAAUUCAGUCUUCAGUCUUCCGUCUACAGUCAUUGGAGUGGUUUCCAGGCAUACCUGAGGUGGUUUUUAGGUGUGGAGAAGCAGUUUCUUGUUGGGUUUUUGCUGCGAUGAGAGAUCUUGGAAUUGGGUUAUUGAUUAGCAUGUUGAAGAGAACUGUGCUUGCUGCUUUCACCUGCAUUUUUGCAUUGGGAGGUGCAAUAGUUGGAACCGUUGUAGGAGCAAUGAAAGGCCAGACAACAGAAACUGGGUUUUUAAGGGGAGCUGGAAUUGGUGCUGUUGCAGGUGCUAUCACAGCUGUUCAAUUGCUGGAAUCGUUGGCUGAUGGAGAGUCAUUGUCCAAGGUAGCCUUAUUAGUUAGCUUAGUAAAUGGUAAGGUCUUCAUCGAAUGGGUAAGUCCAGCAGUGCUAAAAGCUUAUCAAUGGCAAAUGAACUCACUAGAAUCGACAUACAGAGAAAUCUCAGACAUAUAUGAUGUAAAUGGAGCAAGGGGUCUGUCUAGAUGUUGCAUUCAAAAGCUUCCAGUGCAUGAAUUUCAUUCCAGUGAGAUGAUCAGGGAGGAAUCUUCUUGUUCCAAUUUGCUUACGAGUAAGAACAAUGACUUAUGA